Messenger RNA from Gracilinanus agilis (Agile Gracile Mouse Opossum), 1933 nucleotides. It is a transcript of the gene TBCE, whose product is annotated as tubulin folding cofactor E. Lineage: Eukaryota; Metazoa; Chordata; Mammalia; Didelphimorphia; Didelphidae. Gene Ontology annotation, molecular function: alpha-tubulin binding. Gene Ontology annotation, biological process: protein folding. The record is from RefSeq and is a predicted model, not a curated record. The transcript has 18 exons. Bases 195 to 1784 code for a protein of 529 amino acids.
GGGACUCGUGACAGCUUGCUAGCCAGCUCGUCUGUCCGCCUGCCAGCAUCCCAGGACUGGAAGGAUCAGAUUUAGAGCUGGAACGAAUCUUAGAGAUCUUCUAGUUCAACCACCACCUUUUGAUGGAGGAAAAUGGGGUUCAAAGAUGCCCAAGGUCACAAAAGUAAUUAUUAAAUAUUUUGGAUACUAGUUUUAUGACCAUGAGUGAUUCUGUGCCUUCCAAUGUAAUUGGCCGAAGAAUUGAUGUUAAUGGAGAACUUGCAACAGUGCGCUAUUUUGGCAGUGUUCCUCCCAUUGCAGGACUCUGGCUGGGAGUAGAAUGGGACAACCCUCAAAGAGGAAAGCAUGACGGUAGCCAUGAGGGGACUGUAUAUUUUAAAUGCAGGCACCCCAAGGGAGGAUCCUUUGUCCGUCCAAAUCGAGUAAAUUUUGGAGUGGACUUUAUCACUGCAGUUAAAAAUCGCUAUGGAUUGGAAAAUACCAAAGAGGAAGAUGGAAAUGAGAUGAUUGUAAUUGGAAAUAAAACCGUAGAAACUGUUGGGUUUGAUUCUAUUAAAAAAUUCCAAAGUCAGCUGAACAAGUUGCAAGACGUCUCUGUUUGGAGCUCUGCAGUGAGUUGUGCUGGUGGCAGAGGGGAAAUUGCACAAACAUGUCCUAAUAUCAAAAGGAUAGAUUUAUCAAAAAACCUGUUGUCAGAAUGGGAUGAAGUGACCCUCAUUGCUGAUCAGCUCAAAUACUUAAAAGUUCUUAAUCUCAGUGAAAAUAAAUUAAAAUUUCCCAGUGAUUCACCAUCUCCAUCCUAUACAUUUUCUGCACUGAAGAUUUUAGUGCUUAAUCGAACAGGAAUAACAUGGACUGAGGUUCUGUGGUGUGCUCAAGGAUGGCCAGUUCUAGAAGAGUUGCAUCUUGCAUCUAAUAAUAUUACAAUUUCAGAAAGACCUACUGAUAUUCUGCAGACUCUCAAGUUAUUAGACCUUUCUAAUAACCAUUUAAUUGAUGGAAAUCAGUUAUUUCUAAUAGCAUAUCUACCCAGUUUAGAACAACUAAUCCUUUCUGAUAAUAGAAUUUCUACUCUGCAUUUUCCAGAUGCUGGAAUAGGGUGCAAAACCUCAAUGUUUUCUUCUUUGCAGUACCUAGUGAUAAAUGGCAAUCAGAUAUCACAAUGGUCAUCUAUCAAUGAAUUAGAUAAAUUAAAAAGUUUACAGUCCUUGUCCUGUACACAUAAUCCUCUGACUGAAGGAAAUAAAGAUCUUCAGACUAUUCGCCAACUAAUUAUUGCCAAAAUUGGUCAGUUGAAGAUAUUGAAUAAGUGUGAGAUUCUUCCUGAGGAAAGGCGAGGAGCUGAGCUUGACUACCGCAAGACAUUUGGAAGUGAAUGGAAAAAAGCUGGUGGACAUCAGGAUCCAGAUAAAAACAAACCAAAUAAUGAAUUCAUUAUAGCCCAUCCCAGAUACCAGUUAUUUUGUCUUAAAUAUGGUGCACCUGAAGAUGGGGAACUGAAACCACAGCAGCCAUUUAUGCUAAAAAAUCAAUUGCUAACUCUAACGAUUAAAUGUCCUAAUCAGCCUGAUAAGAAAGUCUUGGUGAAGCAGCUACCAGAGUCCAUGACAGUUCAAAAGGUGAAGGGCUUUCUGUCUCGUCUACUCAAAGUUCCAGGAUCAGAACUCAAAUUAUCCUAUGAAAGCCCUAAAAUGGAAGGCAAAGAAAUUGAACUAGAGAAUGACCAACAGUCAUUGCAGUUUUACUCUGUUGAAAAUGGAGACUGCAUAUUAGUACGAUGGUAAAAAUCCAGUUAUGACUACUCAGUAUGACCGAUGUCAAAAAGUCAACAAUGGAAAGGAUUUGUCAAACCACAUUUCAGAGGGAGAAAAAAUUGUUUCUGGCAUGUGUAUGUAUAAUAGCUCUAAUAAAUAUUUUGUGCCUAUUUACUGGC